UUCAAUAAACCUGGAUAAACAUUAGACAUGGACAUAUUGGCGUUAAUUAUGUGUGCAUUUUAGAUCUAUUCAAUCUGAUGAAUCGAUUAACUUUAUGAUAAUAGUUGAUCAUACUAAACGAGUUGCCAUUGAAACAAUCGUGCAUUCACGAAGUGUGUUAGUGAGCGUAGUUUUGAAUGUGUUUAGAUGUGGCUAGCGGGCUUUACAUAUUAAACUCAUACGUUAUUAAUAAAGUGUUUGGCAAUAUCCGAUACGAAUAAAAUGGUGGACAAUAUUCCGUGUCCAACGAAGUUUUAAAACGAUAUAAAUAUUGCCUUCACUCACUGUAUUCAUUCCUGAAUAAUAUUGAAAGAACACAUUUCGGAUUAUUAAAUAUUAACCUUUGAAGGAUUAUGGUCAGUGACUUUUGACACUGGAAUAAUGCGCGAUGCCGAUUGGAAACGUAUCCAAGGGGAUUUGGAUCAUCGCGAAUAAGAUGUCUACAGCCAUCGCCUACAGUUUCAUGGCUGUCGAUGCCCGGAGGCAGGCACAGGCCGACAAUGCACGUCGCGCGAGCGUUAUAGCGCAACGGGCAGAAAGGUAUUCCAAUGCAGGAUAUGACAACAGCAGCGAAUGUGGUACCGUCGGGAGAACAAGCAAACGACGCCCUAGGAAAAGGUCAUCUUCAAGUACCAGAGCAUCGAAAGCCUCACAACCAAAGGUGAAGGUUGAAAUUGUUGUCCAGUUUUUCAAAGUCGGCGAGAUUGACACACUGAAGGAGCAGUUCAACGCUGACGUCAUCGUGAAGGCGAAAUGGCGGGAACCGACGUUAGACGGACAGCAGGGGCAGGCCGUCGUGACGGACGAGGUGGACUUUGCUCGCCUGUGGAACCCAAAACUGUACAUCGAGAACUCGCUAGGCGAUCCAAAGGAGCAGAUACGUCAUAGGGUCAUGUACAAUGACAAGGGAGAGGCGUUCAUUUACGAGAAAAGGGUCGCCAAGGGAACGUUUAUGGAAAAUCUUGAACUGGAUGAUUUCCCGUUUGACGUGCAGGACCUGACAAUCACGGUAGCCUCGGAGUUACCGAUGAGCGAGUGCGAGCUAAUCGAGGAUAAGGACGAGUAUCACGUUGUUAACAGGCACUCGUUCGUGGACGAGCAAGAGUGGCACCUAUAUGUUCACACGGAGUGUAACAAGAAAGAACUUGUCAUUGACCAAGUAGACAAUUCCGUGAAACGUUCGGCUCUUUCCGUCAAAUGCCGAGCUGCUCGCCGACCGGGAUAUUUUGUGUGGAAUAUAUUUAUGAUAACGUUCCUGAUAUGCAGUUUAUCGUUCGCUACAUUCUCCGUUGACAAGAAGCUACCACAGAACCGGCUGCAGUUGGCGUUUACACUUGUUCUUACCGCUGUUGCUUUCAAGUCUGUCGUCAACUCCAGUCUUCCUAGAAUUUCUUAUUUAACAUACAUGGACAAGUACUUGUUGGUUUCUAUGGUGAUGCUAUCAGCGGUGUGCGCCUGGCAUGCCCUGGUGACGAGGCUCCUCUACAACCGCGCUUUCGCCGACAAGAUCGAGAACAUCGUCCUUACAAUCCUCAGCGUCCUCUACAUCAUCUACAAUAUCGGCUUCGUCGUCAUCAUUUACCUUUUCCCAUGUAAGAAGCGACGAAUAAUGUCACAAAAGGAUAGAGAAUAUAAGUCCUCACUGGCAAUGAACGGACUCAUUAAGUCGGACUCAAGUAGCGAAGUACAAGAGAAAGCCGCGACGCCCGGCCCUGGAGCGGCAAGAGGUGAUAAACAUGCCGGCGGGAAAACACUGAAUGACGUCAUCAAGGUAGUUCCGGUCGAAGCCAAUAAAAACAUUCGUUCAACCCAGAACGGAAAUACGCCGCAUUAAACCAAUAGCGAACUAUGUCAGUGCACAUAGCACAGCGACGUAAUUAUGGAACACUGUGACGUCAUAAUGUGCAAACAUUCUUGUUCAAAAAGAGGCAAAGAGGUUUAGGAACCAGAACAUUAUUCAGAUUUACCGGAUUUACUGGAAGUUUUUAAAGCUGAACCUAUGCAUCGAAAGCUGUGAAAUGAGACGUCUUGUGCACACCGGGAUUUAUCGCGCCAGCGAAGUUGGCAUGACAAAUGUCAAAAUACUACUUGCGGUCCAUGAAAUCCACUUAAACGUGCGUUCAUUACUUUUCUUUCCGUUUGAGAAGAAUCUUGAUGUUAUUGAUAUUGAGCCCACUGCAGUGAAAGCUAAUUAUGUCAAGGGAUUGUGCAGUGUUGUCUUGACUACCGACAUAUGAUACCGGGCAUCAGCUGCCGUUUUAUUCAAUAUUGUUCAGUGAAUUGCUUUUUAUAUAAUUGUAUCUGAUAAAAUAACGACGUGUCUCUAGAUGUGAUUAUGUUAUAUGAUAUGUUGAUUUUUUUUCAAACAUCUGUUUUAUACUGUUUUAACGAUUACCCAUUGCCGUCGUGAAUAUUCAUUCCCACGUGUGUUUGCAAAUCUUAUAUGGUGUAUUGAUGAUGAUGCAGUCCAAGACAAUUGCAGUCAGAGUUGGAAAAGUUUUAUAUUUCGGUGACGUUUGAAGCAAUUGUAUUUUAUCAUAUUUUUAUUCAAAUCGGCAACAAACUCACUCGAAUUUAAUACCCAAUCCAAAAUAAUUUAAAAUUGUAACUUAAUAAAUUAAUAUAAAUAAUUUAGCUUAUAAAAUAUAAAUUAAAUGGAAGAAAUAAGCAUAAGUCGCUCGAUCAAUGAGAUAAAACAAUAUCGUGUACUUCAUAAGUAUGCAUGUAAUUGUUCCAUAAAUAAUAAGGCUGUGUUUUCAUAUCUAAAUGUUAUUUCAUUGUGACCCAUGCAUAACAGAAAGGUCAUACAGCUUUCUCUUUAAAUGCUCUUUAAAAAUCAAUAAUUUAAAACAUAAAUUUAUUCCAAGUCUGACAUGCAGUUACAUUUCUUACGAACAAACACACUCGAAACAUAUUAGGCAAUAACAAUAUUAAUAUAAAAAACACUGUUUUUUCUUAAACGAUCGUUAACAGGGGAAGCCACUGUGAUGAGUUUGAGAAUGGGAGACCACUCUUAUGUGAUUGUAAGCAUUGCUAUAUGAAUGAUGUCGCUUGGUUAUGGUGAAUAGUGGAAUAAGCCAUCUAGAAUAAACAUACCAUGUUUCAUUUAUACAGGACCUGCAAAAGUUGUAGUGCAUCAACAUAAAGUGUUAUGUUUUCGUCGCAUAAAGUGGACUUUGUUGAAAUUUCUUUAUUUGUCGGAGUUAUAUUUCUGCUACGCAUUGAGUUUAGCAUAUCGCAAUAUUAAAGCAACAUUCAUUUAUUUACAAUUUUGAAUCUUUAAGUAAGAAUUUAGUUAUAGCUAACAUCCUUUUGUUUUUCUUUAUGUUAAAAAAAGGCUAUUUCAGAAUGUGAUGUAACAUAAAAUGAGAGAUACAUGAAUGUCUAGCCUAAAGGCAUGCAUGAACAAAAAGAGUGAAAUUUUUAGAAGUCGGAAACGGCGUGUGCACUAUACUGUUGUUAUACGGCGUGUGCUUACUACAAGGUUACUCAUGUCAUUGGUUGAAAAUAGUCGCUUGAGAUCAUUUAAAUUCCCUGUUUAAUUUGAAGCUCGGUGAAUGGAAUAAAAUUCAUGUUCUUUUUCAGAGUUUUAUAUCCGGACUGGAAAGAAUGUAAACACACCGUUAAGAAAUUUAUUUUUGAAAAUAUCUCAUGUUAUUGAAGUACCUUUGCACAAAUCUUUAGUGCAUAAAACAGUAUUUUAUUGCAGUGUUGUGCCGAUAACUCAAAAUUAAAGAAAAAAUCAGUGAAUACGUCUGAAAUCGGUGCCGAAAUUUUACGUUUUGUGCUGCAUACAUGAAUACCGAAUAGAUAGAAUUUCUGGCUAAAAACACAUGCUUAUUAUAUAAAGUAAUUAGGAUGUAUUUCACAUAAAAAUAAGCAGCAUUAAAACUGUAGUUUAUGCACUAGUUGAUACCGUUAUCGACUCUUAAAUUACAAAGCUAACCUAUUAAUUGAGUGCCACAUGCAUGUAAGAGAGAUCACGUGAAUGUUUCUUGGACACUUAAAGCGUGACUUGCGACGUACGAGUCCAUGGCGACGAAUAUAUGAGUCAUUGCAUUGUAUAUAUUGUUUAUUUCCGGAAGCGCAUGUUUUGUUUCCAAUGAGAGUAUUCAGGAAGUUACCUUGUGAUACGUUUAAAUGUAGCCAUUACAUGUUGUAUUUUCAUAAAGCUUUGUGUGUUAAAUUAAAGUAUGUGAUUCAACGUGAAACUUCUCGAUAAUUUUCCUUUCAUAUUGUUGUUUGUACUUUCUUGAGGAAGGUAAAAAAUGAGAUUUGCGAAUCCGUGUCAGUAAUUUGUCACACUUUAUUUCCAUCGUUGUUGUUGAGCAUUUCGUUUUGAUGUAGAAUGAUCAUAUUUGUAUAUUAAUAAAAUUCCUUGGCUG
Dreissena polymorpha is the source of this 4424-nucleotide messenger RNA. Its product is annotated as cys-loop ligand-gated ion channel-like. The coding region runs from base 428 to 1873 and encodes 481 amino acids. NCBI's taxonomy places the organism in Eukaryota, Metazoa, Mollusca, Bivalvia, Myida, Dreissenidae. Gene Ontology annotation, cellular component: neuron projection; membrane; synapse. The transcript has 11 exons. Gene Ontology annotation, biological process: monoatomic ion transmembrane transport; chemical synaptic transmission; regulation of membrane potential. Gene Ontology annotation, molecular function: neurotransmitter receptor activity; transmembrane signaling receptor activity; extracellular ligand-gated monoatomic ion channel activity. The record is from RefSeq and is a predicted model, not a curated record.